Capsicum annuum is the source of this 777-nucleotide messenger RNA. RefSeq lists its product as uncharacterized. NCBI's taxonomy places the organism in Eukaryota, Viridiplantae, Streptophyta, Magnoliopsida, Solanales, Solanaceae. The transcript is spliced from 4 exons. The coding region runs from base 1 to 777 and encodes 258 amino acids. The record is from RefSeq and is a predicted model, not a curated record.
AUGAAGCCAUUACGUUCUAAACCAAGCGACAACAUUGAUAAAUGCUACAAACUAUAUGGCUUCCCUCCUGGUUUCAAAUUUACCAAACCUUUAGGUCCUAGAAUAACUGUUGCACAUGUUAAAACUGCACCACCUGUUGAGCCUACAGUUUCUAGUACUCCAAUCACUACUUCCCCACUUCCUGGACUUACUAUUGAUCAACAUACUCAGCUUUUAAGCCUGCUGCAGCAGACUCAAAUAUCCCAGCCUACUCCUGAUGCACCUUUAUCUUCUUUGAUGGCUUCUGCCGCCUUUGCUGGCCCCUUCUCUAAAGAUGCCUCUGGUUCUUGGGAUUCCAUUUUCCAUGAGCACAUUUUCCCUUUUGCCCUCUCCAAAUCCUUCCCUUCUCCUUGGUCUCCAUUCUUUUAUUCUUUUCCUUUUCAUGACUCUUAUUUUUAUGAUCUUCCUUCUGCUGGUUCUCAUGCUACUACUGACCCUACCUUUGUGUCUUUCACUCUAUCUCCUUCCUCUUCUACCUUUCUGGACCAUUCAUGUAUGCCUAUUUCACCUUCUCCUAUACCUACUUCUGUCCCUUCUCCUGCUUCUGCUCCUUUACCUCCCCUGAGGCACUCCAUUAGACCUCACUCCAUCCCUCAAUACCUCAAAGAUUAUUCUCAUUCCUCCUUUCUUAGAAAUUCUAUUGAUCAACCUUUUAGCUCCUUAUCUGCUACUUCUACUGAGCAGAACCUCAGUAUUUCUCUCAAACUGCUGUCAUCCCAGCAUGGCAGGACGCUAUGA